Molecule: messenger RNA, 690 nt
Organism: Durotheca rogersii
Lineage: Eukaryota; Fungi; Ascomycota; Sordariomycetes; Xylariales; Xylariaceae
Exons: 1
Coding region: 1-690 (229 amino acids)
Biological process (GO): mitochondrial translation
Cellular component (GO): mitochondrial large ribosomal subunit
Molecular function (GO): structural constituent of ribosome
Source: RefSeq, a predicted model, not a curated record
AUGGCGCCCCGACUCCCUGGCGUCACUGCGCGGCGUCCCGGCAGCGCCCCGACGAUAAUACCACCUACGCCCCUCCUCCUCCUCCUCCUCCUCGGGCCCGCGGCGCGGCCGCCGCCCUCGCACACGCCGCUGUCGCACACGCCGUCGCGCGCCGCGACCAUGAUCCGCCGGCCGAAGCGGCCCUACAUGUUCACGCAGAUCGUGCAGCAGACCGACGGCGCGACCUACACGAUGCGCACCACGUCGCCGCUCGCGCUGUACCGCGCGACCAAGGACACGCGCAACCACGUGCUCUGGCAGCCGUCCGACCACUCCCUGCGCAACGUCGAGGCCGACGAGGCCGGCAAGCUCGCCGCCUUCCGCGGCCGCUUCGGCCGUUCCUGGGACGUCGAGCUGACCGGGGCGGACGGAGAGGCCGCCCCGGCGGCGGCGGCGGCCGUAGCAGCUGCGGAAGAAGAAGGAGGCGGGGCGACGCCCAAGAAGUCCAAGAAGCAAGCGCCUGGGCCCUCCGCACUCGACCAGCUGGAGGCAGCGUCCAGGGCGGACGAGGGCGCGAAGGGCGGGGCGCCGCCCCAGGCGAAGCGGGAACGCAAGGAGGCCCCCCCAGGAGAUGCGCUGAGCGAGCUGAUCUCUAGCUACCACACCCCGAUGCCGGAGCCCGGUAGUAGUGGCAAGAAGAAGAAGAAGUGA